Tauraco erythrolophus (red-crested turaco) is the source of this 1181-nucleotide messenger RNA. The record is from RefSeq and is a predicted model, not a curated record. Lineage: Eukaryota; Metazoa; Chordata; Aves; Musophagiformes; Musophagidae.
CUCAAAGUGACCGGUGACUUGCUGUCCUGUUCGAAGGUGACGGAGUUGGUGCUCGAUAACUGCCGGUCCAGCAACGGCGAAAUCGAAGGGCUGAAUGAUUCCUUCAAAGAACUAGAGUUUCUUAGCAUGGCCAACGUAGAGCUGACGUCGCUGGCCAAGCUCCCCACGUUGAGUAAGCUCCGGAAGUUGGAAUUGAGUGACAACAUCAUCUCAGGAGGCCUGGAGGUCCUUGCAGAAAGGUGUCCAAAUCUCACAUAUCUAAAUCUAAGCGGGAACAAAAUCAAAGAUCUUGGCACUGUGGAAGCUCUUCAAAACCUUAAAAACUUGAAGAGCCUUGACCUGUUCAACUGUGAGAUUACAAACCUCGAGGACUACAGAGACAGCAUUUUUGAGCUGCUUCAGCAAAUCACGUACCUGGAUGGAUUUGAUCAGGAAGAUAACGAGGCACCGGACUCGGAAGAUGAUGAUGAUGAGGGAGAUGAAGAUGAAGAUGAUGAAGAUGAGGAUGAAGCUGGUCCUCCAGGAGAAUAUGAAGAGGAAGACGAUGAAGAUGAUGGAGGUUCAGAUUUGGGGGAAGGUGAAGACGAGGAGGAAGUUGGUCUCUCAUACCUGAUGAAAGAAGAGAUUCAGGAUGAAGAUGACGAUGAUGACUACGUUGAAGAAGGAGGUGAUGAGGAGGAAGAAGCAGAGGGCAUUCGAGGGGAGAAGAGGAAACGAGACCCUGAAGAUGAAGGCGAAGAGGAGGAAGAUUAAUUUGUUCUAGACACAAGUAGGACCAGACUCUUAAGUUACCGAAUACGCAAUAGUGAUUAUGCAGAUCUGUAUGUCUCCAUGUACCAUAGAUGUCCCUGCAGAAAAUGAUACGUUAACUUUUUAUAGGAGAAGUGUGGUUUUACUAUUCCUGCCCUUUUUAUCAUUCCAAAUAAGAUAUAAUAGCCUGUUAGUGAACCUGUCUGUAGAAAACCAAUUUUCAGCCCUAUAAUCACCGAAGCCAUUGUCAAGUUUUUCCCCUUAGACUUUUGUUUGGAGCUCUUUAAUUUUAUACGAGCUUGCUGCGUCGGUCAUCGUUAGCCCAGGGCUAAAACACCCCUUUCACUUGGGUUUAAUAUUGUGAAUUUCCUUCAAGAUUUCCAAGGUUUUUAUACUUAAAAAGCUGAACUCAAAAAUGCUAUCUGGCAAAU